AUGGAUAAAUUCCGGAUGGUUUUCCAGUUCCUGCAGUCUAACCAAGAGUCCUUCCUGAAUGGCUUGUGUGGGAUUCUCGCCCUGGCCAGUGCUCAGAUUUAUUCCGCCUUUGACUUUAACUGUCCGUGCCUACCCGGCUAUAACCUGCUGUACGGCCUGGGUCUGAUGUCGGUGCCGCCUGUGGUGCUCUUCUUGCUGGGCUUCGUGUUAAACAACAACGUGUCGGUGCUGGCGGAGGAGUGCAGGAGGCCGGAGGGACUGCGGGCCAAGGAGCCGGGGGUUCUCCGCUACAUGCUGUGCUCAAUGGCCCAGAGAGCGCUCAUUGCUCCCCUCAUCUGGCUCAGUGUCACCCUCCUGGACGGAAAGUGCUUCAUCUGCGCCUUCAGUGAGAGCCUGGAGCCUCGGAGGCUGGGGCUCAACCUGUCCGGAGCUCUCCCGGCUCAGCCCCAGCUCCGCCGCCUCCUCGCCACCGUACCCUGCCCUGACAUGUUCCCCCAGCAAACUGCCCUGUCCCGGGAGGGAGCAACCCGCUACCUGCGCUGCCUGUCCCAGGCUCUAGGUUGGUGCUUUAUUUUGAUGAUGACUUUCUUGGCUUUCCUGGUGAGAGCAAUGCGACCUUGCUUCACCCAAGUUGCCUUCCUGAAGACAAAAUAUUGGUCCCAUUACAUUGAUAUUGAGCGCAAGCUGUUCGAGGAAAUGUGCACAGAACAUGCUAAGAGUUUCGCCAAGGUCUGUAUCCAGCAGUUUUUUGAGGGGUUUCAGGACGAGAUGGUCAGAGGUUACAGUCACUAUCAGAUGCCAAGGCUCCAUGAUAUCGAAACUGGUGAAGAGCAGGAGAAGCUCUUUGGUAUCACUGACAGUGCGAAUAUGAAUAAACUGCUGAGGAACUGGCACAAGUGCAAACCACCAUUAAAUGUGACCACGGGUGUGAAGGAGGAUGUCCAUCAGAAUGGUGAUGUGAACCUGGUCCCCAGUAAGUGUGCUCAGCCACGCAGGGAGAACAUUGUCUUCUACAGCAAGGUCUGA
Molecule: messenger RNA, 1026 nt
Organism: Hemiscyllium ocellatum (epaulette shark)
Lineage: Eukaryota; Metazoa; Chordata; Chondrichthyes; Orectolobiformes; Hemiscylliidae
Gene: calhm1b
Product: calcium homeostasis modulator protein 1
Exons: 2
Coding region: 1-1026 (341 amino acids)
Molecular function (GO): monoatomic cation channel activity
Source: RefSeq, a predicted model, not a curated record